GCUGACGCAGUGACCUGGGGGAGGUUUUGUUCAGGCCUCUGUCGUCCUAGACGUUUGCAGGCAGGGGUGGCGAGAAGUAGUUCUGUAGGACUGUGUCCCUGGGAUUCACGGUCUAGAUUGGGCACAUGAGAGCUUCCCACCCGUUUUAAUGGUUUUCACACACUUUUGAAGCCGUGAUUCGGCUGUUUACUCCAUGUGUCCUGAAUUAAUGAGGGACAAGGACGAGGGCACAGAGAACUGAAAGGAUCACUUGUAGGCAUUGCUGGAUGGUUCCAGGUGCUGCCAGCGUCACGUCUUCCCCUCACACUAGUUUCAGUGUGGAAGUUGUUGCUUACUCCCCUUGGAAUGUAAGGAUUCCAAGAGGGGAGUGAGGCUGGCGGUCAUUGCUAGGUGGUAAUACUUGGUUUUGUUCACGCCAACUCAGGGCGUUUACCCUAAUGAAUGGGGUUUUCCAGGGCAUAUAAAAGUGGCCCCAUUUAAUGGCUUUGGUACUGGCGGUGGUGACACAGGAGUGGCCCAGAACUGUGAGUGGGAGGGAGAAAAUGGACGUGGCGUGAGCUCUCCGGCAGGGUCAGCAGUUCAGACACAGAGGAGGAAUUUUUUUCCCCCAGCCCUGAUGAGCUGGCAUGCAGAGCUGAACAGUCUGGUCUGUGUACUCGCCUUUGGUAAAAAGUGCAACUUAGAUGUAUCUUUGACUUUAGCUGGAAGUCAAAAGUCAAAUUAAAUUUGGCUGCAAAGAACAUAACGUUAAUGAGACUAUAUCACAGAGAGCUUGGGAUUUGUCGUAUGUAAUGACCAGAGACUCAAGAAAAGUACCAGGUGUAGCACAUGGUCCUGCUCAAUAGAGUUUUAUGGAAGUACGUAGCAUUCCAGUUUACAUGCUUGGUGAUAGGUGCAUGAAAAUGUGACUUACGUGCAGUGCCCCCUCAGCAUCCAGGGGCUCGGACUUUCAGAAUCUCCAAGGUCUGCAGUCUGGUUGAAAGAUGUCGGCGCUCACUGCCGUGUUUAAGUAUGUGGAUGAGAAUCAGGACCGCUACAUUAAGAAGCUUGCGGACUGGGUGGCCAUCCAGAGCGUGUCUGCCUGGCCCGAGAAGAGGGGGGAGGUCCGGAGGAUGAUGGACGUGGCCGCCGCCGACCUCAGGCAGCUGGGCGGCUCCGUGGAGCUGGUGGACAUCGGGAACCAGAAGCUCCCCGAUGGCUCGGAGAUACCGCUUCCUCCCAUUUUACUGGGCAAACUGGGCUCCGACCCGCAGAAGAAAACGGUGUGUAUAUAUGGACACCUGGAUGUGCAGCCAGCAGCCCUGGAGGAUGGCUGGGACAGCGAGCCCUUCACCUUGGUGGAACGAGAUGGCAAACUGUAUGGGAGAGGAGCAACGGACGACAAGGGGCCAGUGGCCGGCUGGAUGAACGCCCUGGAGGCCUUUCAGAAAACGGGACAGGAAGUUCCCGUCAACAUCCGUUUCUGCCUGGAAGGCAUGGAGGAGUCUGGCUCCGAAGGCCUGGACGCGCUGAUCUUCGCCCAGAAGGACACGUUCUUCUGCGACGUGGACUACGUCUGCAUCUCCGACAACUACUGGCUGGGCAAGAGCAAGCCCUGCAUCACCUACGGGCUCCGGGGCAUCUGCUACUUCUUCAUUGAGGUGGAAUGUAGCGACAGGGACCUGCACUCCGGCGUGUAUGGCGGCUCUGUACACGAGGCCAUGACCGACCUCAUCACGCUGAUGGGCUCCCUGGUGGACAGGAAGGGGAAGAUCCUCAUCCCCGGCAUCAAUGAGGCAGUGGCCCCUGUGACAGAGGAGGAGCUGCAGCUCUACGACCAGAUCGACUUCGACCUGGAGGAGUAUGCCCGGGACGUGGGGGCAGAGACCCUGUUGCACGACUGCAAGAAAGAAAUCCUGAUGCACCGAUGGCGGUACCCGUCCCUGUCCCUCCACGGGAUCGAAGGUGCCUUCUCUGGGUCGGGGGCCAAGACUGUGAUUCCUCGGAAAGUGGUCGGCAAGUUCUCCAUCAGGCUGGUUCCUAACAUGACUCCGGAAGUGGUCAGCGAGCAGGUUACGAGCUACUUGACUAAGAAGUUUGCGGAACUACACAGCCCCAACAAGUUCAAGGUGUACAUGGGCCACGGAGGGAAGCCUUGGGUGUCCGACUUCAACCACCCCCAUUACUUGGCCGGGAGAAGAGCCCUGAAAACAGUUUUCGGUGUUGAGCCGGACUUGACCAGGGAAGGCGGCAGUAUUCCUGUGACUCUGACAUUCCAGGAGGCCACGGGCAAGAACGUCAUGCUGUUGCCCGUGGGAUCAGCUGACGACGGAGCCCACUCCCAGAAUGAAAAGCUCAACAGGCACAACUACAUCGAAGGAACCAAGAUGCUGGCCGCUUACCUGUACGAAGUGUCUCAGCUGAAGAACUGAGCCCCAGCCUCCGCCCUCCACCCUCGUUGUCUUCCGAUGGCUCAGGAGAGUGGAAGCCUGUCCUCUCCUCCUCUUGUCCAGUUCUGCAGACUUCAGGAUGUCUCGGUGGAGUGACCUGUACCGGGCAGUGACAGACGUUUAGUUCUGGGGGCUUGGGAACGACCCCGGGUGACAGCUGCAUUCUCACAGAUGCUCAGCACGACUUGGUCUCCGGAAGAUAGGCGAGGCCUCCAAGCACACGUUCUUCUGUAGGAAGUGCCACUUGGGGUAAAGAGCCCCUGGUGCUUUCUGCCCCGAGUCAGGGUCGUGCGCACGUGGAACAUGCAGUCACGGUGCCCAAGGCCUGGACGGCCACCUGCUCUGUCCCUCGCUGUCUCGUGCGCGCUCUGUCGUCCUCUCCAGACUGUGAGCACUGCUGCUAUCCUUAUCUCCUCCUGAUCUCCGCCCCUCGAAACCUGAACCUGACUGGGAGGGUCAUUUGGUCUCAAUCGUGUUGCUCAAUAAAAAGGAAAAACAGCC
Molecule: messenger RNA, 2930 nt
Organism: Vicugna pacos (alpaca)
Lineage: Eukaryota; Metazoa; Chordata; Mammalia; Artiodactyla; Camelidae
Source: RefSeq, a predicted model, not a curated record